AUGACCAGUUUUUGGAUUCAUAUUCAUUUCAAUCACUCAACUCUAUUAUAUUACUUCAAAUUUAAUCUAAUUCAGGGGUAAAUAAUAUAAAAAUCGAUUUCUAAACCGGAGGAAUCGUUUUUUGAAUAAUUUUAAUUUUUUAAAGUAAAUUAUCAAUUUAAAUUAAGUUAUUAUCGGACCAAUUAACCUACUAAUGGUCAUUUUAAUAAAAUUCCUUCAUCAAUUUACCAGAAAAAUGGUAUUUUAGGUAUUUUAGAAUCAUUCUUUGA
This is a messenger RNA of Paramecium octaurelia, 269 nucleotides long. NCBI's taxonomy places the organism in Eukaryota, Ciliophora, Oligohymenophorea, Peniculida, Parameciidae. The record is from the annotation of a GenBank genome assembly.